Molecule: messenger RNA, 2313 nt
Organism: Homo sapiens (human)
Lineage: Eukaryota; Metazoa; Chordata; Mammalia; Primates; Hominidae
Gene: TRIM34
Product: tripartite motif containing 34
Exons: 8
Coding region: 158-1624 (488 amino acids)
Biological process (GO): protein ubiquitination
Cellular component (GO): mitochondrion; cytoplasm
Molecular function (GO): ubiquitin protein ligase activity; identical protein binding; zinc ion binding
Source: RefSeq, marked reviewed
CCCGCCUCAGCCUCCCAAAGUGCUGGGAUUACAGGUGUGAGCCACUGCGCCCGUCCUGACUCAUGCAACUUCUGCUUCAGCCAUCCAGGGGUCUUUAACCAGAAGAGAGAGGAGAGCCUCAGGAGUUAGGACCAGAAGAAGCCAGGGAAGCAGUGCAAUGGCUUCAAAAAUCUUGCUUAACGUACAAGAGGAGGUGACCUGUCCCAUCUGCCUGGAGCUGUUGACAGAACCCUUGAGUCUAGACUGUGGCCACAGCCUCUGCCGAGCCUGCAUCACUGUGAGCAACAAGGAGGCAGUGACCAGCAUGGGAGGAAAAAGCAGCUGUCCUGUGUGUGGUAUCAGUUACUCAUUUGAACAUCUACAGGCUAAUCAGCAUCUGGCCAACAUAGUGGAGAGACUCAAGGAGGUCAAGUUGAGCCCAGACAAUGGGAAGAAGAGAGAUCUCUGUGAUCAUCAUGGAGAGAAACUCCUACUCUUCUGUAAGGAGGAUAGGAAAGUCAUUUGCUGGCUUUGUGAGCGGUCUCAGGAGCACCGUGGUCACCACACAGUCCUCACGGAGGAAGUAUUCAAGGAAUGUCAGGAGAAACUCCAGGCAGUCCUCAAGAGGCUGAAGAAGGAAGAGGAGGAAGCUGAGAAGCUGGAAGCUGACAUCAGAGAAGAGAAAACUUCCUGGAAGUAUCAGGUACAAACUGAGAGACAAAGGAUACAAACAGAAUUUGAUCAGCUUAGAAGCAUCCUAAAUAAUGAGGAGCAGAGAGAGCUGCAAAGAUUGGAAGAAGAAGAAAAGAAGACGCUGGAUAAGUUUGCAGAGGCUGAGGAUGAGCUAGUUCAGCAGAAGCAGUUGGUGAGAGAGCUCAUCUCAGAUGUGGAGUGUCGGAGUCAGUGGUCAACAAUGGAGCUGCUGCAGGACAUGAGUGGAAUCAUGAAAUGGAGUGAGAUCUGGAGGCUGAAAAAGCCAAAAAUGGUUUCCAAGAAACUGAAGACUGUAUUCCAUGCUCCAGAUCUGAGUAGGAUGCUGCAAAUGUUUAGAGAACUGACAGCUGUCCGGUGCUACUGGGUGGAUGUCACACUGAAUUCAGUCAACCUAAAUUUGAAUCUUGUCCUUUCAGAAGAUCAGAGACAAGUGAUAUCUGUGCCAAUUUGGCCUUUUCAGUGUUAUAAUUAUGGUGUCUUGGGAUCCCAAUAUUUCUCCUCUGGGAAACAUUACUGGGAAGUGGACGUGUCCAAGAAAACUGCCUGGAUCCUGGGGGUAUACUGUAGAACAUAUUCCCGCCAUAUGAAGUAUGUUGUUAGAAGAUGUGCAAAUCGUCAAAAUCUUUACACCAAAUACAGACCUCUAUUUGGCUACUGGGUUAUAGGGUUACAGAAUAAAUGUAAGUAUGGUGUCUUUGAAGAGUCUUUGUCCUCUGAUCCCGAGGUUUUGACUCUCUCCAUGGCUGUGCCUCCCUGCCGUGUUGGGGUUUUCCUCGACUAUGAAGCAGGCAUUGUCUCAUUUUUCAAUGUCACAAGCCAUGGCUCCCUCAUUUACAAGUUCUCUAAAUGUUGCUUUUCUCAGCCUGUUUAUCCAUAUUUCAAUCCUUGGAACUGUCCAGCUCCCAUGACUCUAUGCCCACCAAGCUCUUGAAUUUUCUCAUUUCUUCACCUACAACCCUUUGUCUUGACUUAUCUCCUGCAACUGACUCAUCUGCAACAUUCACACCAUUGCUUCCUUGUGGUUUCCCUUCUUUAGAACUUUUACUCAUCCUUGAGAUGUAUGGUGUAUUUGGCUUGAGUUAUGAGAGAUGCUUAUUUAUUCAUUUACUCUUUUUCAUAUUUUCAGAGAAAGUUACCUAAUCCCUCCUAAAGACACAGCAGUAUGGGUAUAACAUCCUUGCCUUCCCAUUUAUCCAUGUUUCACUUUAUCACUGAUAUGAAGAGGCCCAAAGCCUGUUAGCCACCAUCCAUGCUACCUAGGUAGUCCAUAGGAACCACCCCCAUGACCACCACCAACAUCAACUAAAGGUUCUUGGAGGGUAUGUCAGUGUGUUGCUCAGGAUACCCCAGGUACAUCAAGGAAUCAAGGAGAGGAAAAUAUGAGCAAUAUGUGUAUUCAGAGUGAAGAUUUUAUGUCCAGAGUAUUUGAGCUCAAACCUUGCCUGUUGUUUUCUAAUCAUGAUGAAUACUUUCUCAGUUUCUUUUUCCUGAAAUAUAAAUUGGGAUUUAAGACUGUACCUAACUAUUAAGAUCACUGUGUAAAACUAAGUGUCUCUAAAUGUAAUGCAUCGAUUUAGUGUCUGGAACAUAAUAAAUAUUUGCUCUCAUGAUUGCUAAAAA